This is a messenger RNA of Symbiodinium pilosum, 2523 nucleotides long. NCBI's taxonomy places the organism in Eukaryota, Dinophyceae, Suessiales, Symbiodiniaceae. The record is from the annotation of a GenBank genome assembly.
AUGGCCCGGUGUUACCGGCAGAACCUUUCAGCCAUCCUGGAUUGCCACCACAUGCUGUGGCCAGGUGAGCCUGUGUGUCUACUGAAGCCAAAGCAGGGUGAACAUGGGGAGGAAGCAGACACUCAAACAGGGCAGAAAUUCUGGACUCGCGAGUGCACCAUGCCCACAUCGAUGGUCAUGGCUUAUGUGCUGUUUGCUUUGGGAUCCAAGAACCGCACAAUCGCUAGCAAGGUGCCUACGAGUGAGGCACUGGCAGGUCUUGUGACGCUCUUUGCCUCCACCUUGGGUGGCUUCAAGCUACCCCACAUGCGUUUGGGGGACGGGCAGAGCAUUGUUCUAGAAGUUGACGCUGCUGGCCACAUCGAAGGUUCAGAGUUUUGGACCCCGCAGUUUUACAGAAGGCUCGUGCAAGUGCACUGGCAAAGGGACGUAGCAAAUGAAAAGAAGAAGUGGUUGAAAUCCAGCACAGGUAAUGCCAGUGUGCCGCUAGUUGAGAUUUUGUGUUUCUGCUUGGAUGCGCAACGGACAGCUGCGUUCCAACGAGAAUCCAAACCAGAUGUUCUGAGUUUGAUGACACAUGUCGCGCAUUUGCUUGACCAAGAUAUUGGCAAGAUUCGUGUGGACAUGGAAGAGAUUCCAGCUGGCCACUUCGGCAAGAACAAAAGGAGGCUGCGCAUGCACAGCUCCGUCCUUGUCGAAACCUUGGCCAACAGGAUAUGGUCGGGAGAGGACGGGUGCUUUCUUGCUGUGCGACCAUGUGCAAUCAUGGUAGCGAGUCUUGGCCAGGAGCGCUUCCUGUCCGCUGCAAUUGCCAAACUCCCUGCACCAGAUCGUGGAAUUUCCAAAGUCUACAUGGAUGGCAGCAAUGUGGGCAAGCGACCGCUAGAGCUUCUUUGGUUGUGGAUAUGCAAGGUGAGCAAAGGCUGCAGCAAGCAGCUAGGAACUCUGUCAGGGUAUGAAGACUAUCCUGCGAUGGUCCGCGCGGUGAACAAGUCGGAGCUACGAAUGACGAUGAUCCGGCAGCUCUAUGGUAGGUACUAUGACAUUGCGCAGCUCUUUGUGACUCCAGCUGACCAGGGACAUGCUGGUGUGGCCCGGACCAGGACUUACCUCAUCUUGACUUUGAAGGGGGUUGUUCGGCAGGCGCGAGACGUCAAUGCUGUCUAUCGAGAAGUGUCCAAUUUCAUUGCUGGCUUGGUGCAGACCCAACCUGGUGAUUAUUUGGUUGCCGACAGGGUUGACUUGCUGUUGGAAGCCCAUAGAACCGCCGCAGCGCGCAAAGUGGAACUCCGCGAUGUGACUCGGCCCCACAGCAGUGUUGGCAAUUUGAUGAAUCACCUGCUUGCGCUUCGGCCUAGGCCUGUAAGCCCAAGUAAGUAUGUACUUCACUGGCCCUUUGUCCCCACGCCCCCGCACCUCCCACGCCACUUUCAGGCAAAUGCCGAUGAGGACUACCAACUCGAGUACUUGCUGAAUGAUUCUUUGCGUGACCAGAGAAAGGUUGUUGAGCUUGCCGAACAUGUGAAUUGGCGCUACCUUUUGUUUGCAAUUGAGUUGAGCAAGGUGGCGCGGCUGCUGUAUUUUGCUUGGAGCCUAGCUUUGCUUACUUCCCCCCUGGUGGCCAGAACUGGUCCCUUUGCCUUGCCAGACAUGGGGAGCAAGGACAAGAAGAAGGGCAAGAAGGAUAAACGUGUUGCGAGCACGUCCUCGGCAUCUGGAGACAUCAGCGCGGCCAACCCUAUGCUGAAUGACAGUGAGUCUGGCGAGUCAGACAUGUUCCCCGGCGGCGUCGACCUUGGUCCCGAGAGGCAGGGUAAGCCUCACACCGGCACUGCCAAGAAGGGAGCAGCCGCUAAGAAGACAGAGUCAGCAGGCACCCGCCGAAGCGACAAAGAAACGUACAAGAGCCAGCGGGUGUAUAGGGAUUUCGUCAAUCAUCACGUGUGUGUUUGGUUGGACGAAGUCGAUCCCACAUAUCUCAACAUGGAUGUCUACAAGGACGAGCGCAGAGCCAAGUUGUUCUCCACCCUUGCCUUCUGUUUCGGGUGGCUUCCUGGAGACUCCAAGAUUGCCACUGACAAAGCAGGCAUUGUUCGCGCUGCAAGUGGCCAGUAUGCUCGCAGGAACAAGCCAGCUGAGCGGACUGGGUGGGGUCCCAGUGAGAUCCACUCCUACAUGAAAUGGCAGUUGGAGCAGUUCAGAUUGGGUCGCAUCAAGCGUGAUGCGGUUGGUGGAUUCUCGUGGUCUUUGCCGGAGAGAGAUUCCAAGACAGGGGCGCCAGCACCCUUGCCCGCGGAGGUUGUGGAGUUUGCGGGCAAGGCCUCGACCAAGUCAACAUCAAAGAAGAAAAAAGGCAAGAAGAGAAGCAGGUCUUCUUCUUCGUCCUCGAGUCAGGAAUCCGAGAAGGAGACGGACGCUAACGAGACCGUCGCGCCCACCGACGCCUACACCCUCAAGCUUCGCGACGAUGGGUCGGCCAAGCUCACCCAGCAACUUGGCUACAUCAUACGCAUGGUGCAUUAG